This is a messenger RNA of Anopheles coluzzii, 2287 nucleotides long. RefSeq lists its product as uncharacterized. The coding region runs from base 871 to 2247 and encodes 458 amino acids. The record is from RefSeq and is a predicted model, not a curated record. The transcript has 3 exons. Lineage: Eukaryota; Metazoa; Arthropoda; Insecta; Diptera; Culicidae.
UCGCUUCACGGUCUCUUACAACGAUCGCCCUACAACGCCAUCGUAAAGCAUAAACUCGCGCCCGCGCGCUGCCUACUCGAUAGCUCUUGUCGGUGGCUUCGGUUGGUAUGGGGGAAGUGGCAAGUGUCACCGAAAAACGAUGCCAUCGCCAGACGAUUACAAAAGGUGCGAUAAGAAAUGGGCGGAAGGCCGGAAGAUUGGUGUUUCGCUUCCGUAUGAAACACCGCUGGGGUGGAAAGCGUAACCAUAGGAACGGUUCCAUCAACGAGUGUCUGAUGGAAAAUGUCUCUUUCUACAGGCUAAUGAAGGUGUACACAAUGCGCAAGAAGUAGGAUGGGACGGAAAAGUGUCGACUGUUGUUUAAAAAAAAAAGCGCGCCGCGCUAGGGUGCGUCUGAAGAUUGCGCUCCGACAAGUAAGUCACGCGGCCAUAUCGACAGCCAUGAAUUAAAUCCUCUCACACGUAUGGCGUACGCGUCCCCGCGUUUUGCAUGCAUGCGUGUGCGCCUGUGCGCGUUCGACGCCAGAAGGCCAUGGAUGUGACCGCUUUGUGGCCCGAAUUGCCGAUGCGCUGGUGACAGUUUAGUUGUGGCGGUGUCCACGGUACGCUGUGUGUUGUUUUGUCUGUGGUGCGAUGGGCUCGGCUCGCAGGUUGCAGUGAAGUGUGUUCUUUCCAUCCAAAGUGACUGUUUAGUGUAGAGUGUUGCAGAAAAAGGGCGUCAGAACUUGGUUCGUGUAGUGAAAAUUAGUGACAAAAAAGGGAUGUGAAUGUUCACAUUAAAGAAGUGCGCGUGUGUGUGUGACUACUAGUGUACCAGUGGUUAAUAAGCGGUUGAAGAAGAUAACUUUUCCAACAGCCCUUUUCUUCAGAAUGUUUAACGACCGAAAGCUCACCGGAACGGGCCACGGAUUCGUGAAGGCGUACAGUAACAACUGGCUGUCGCAGCUGGGUGCAGUGUACAGAUAUGAAUCACCGAAGGAUGUGCUGCGCAAACCGAACCACCAGCAUCGCAAGAUCGCACUGUACAGCAUACUGGCGAUGGCGUUCGUUGCCUUCUUUACGCUCUUCAUGAUCGUGCACGAAGCGGAACGCAAAUCGCGCAACCAGAUCUUGAUCGAGUCCAGCUUCACGAACGAAACUGCCAUCGAGCCGAGUGCGGGCGGGUACAACACCGUCCUAACGACUCCGCUCUCCUCGGGUAUUGCAGCGAACGAAACGAAACCAAUGAACGACGGCGAGGUAGAAGAAGGAUCCUCCAUGAAACGGACCCGUCGGCUACGGUACUACGGUGCGGAGCAGAAACCGACCGUCCGCCCGUCGGAGCUGGUCGGUCGCGAUCGGUUGGUGCUGCUGCCAGCACGCUUUCUGAAGCCACCGUUGCGUGCCCCCGAGUGGACAUCCUGGGAGGAAGCGAAAGAAAGCAAUUCCACCCAAGCCGCCGACGAGGCGGAACGUCGGCGGGAUGUUUUGAACGUCGAACCGAAACCCUUCCAGGUGGCACCGUUAAAUGGCCAACCGGUACCGAUCGGAUUCCAGCAACCGCGCGUCAAUCGAACGCCGAAAGCACUCGCGCCCAACGAUUGGACACCCUCGAACGUGCAGGACAUUGUGCGGCAGCUAACGCUGGCCAAGCGCAAGCAGCAGCAACAGCUUCAGCAGCAGCACCUACUCUACUACAACUACCCGUACGCUCCUCAGGCUCUUCAACCGGCCGAGUUUAACCACCCGGUGCAUCCGAACCAUCGCGUAAAGUUCAGCGGCAUCUAUCGCCAUCCACGGAAGGAGGGUGACAUCACCACGCUGUUUGGGGCGUCCUCUCAAAAGCCUCGCGAAGUGCAUCUGCAAGCACCGCAGCUCAUCAACCAGCAGCUGCAGCCCGAUCGGCUCUACAACUUCAAACCCUCCAACCCGAGCGAGGUGAAUCUGCUCGCGACGGAACAGUUUCGCUUUGCACCGGCCAGCCAGCCGACGCCCUCGGCCGACAGUGAGGAGUGGCCAACGCGUGGUAUGCCUUUCUCCGUUAUGCUUAACCUCGAACCGAUGCCAGUGGUUGGACUUGGUACGAAGGGCUUUGCGCAGCAGCAAAGGUAUCACCAACGGAAGCGCAUCCGCAACCCGUACCGCAAUCCAUACCGUCAACCGGCCUGGCCGGAGCAAACCUUUGCCCAACUGACGCCUUACCAGCAGCAGCAGCAGCGUGAGGAAGAGGAGGAGGAGGAGAGAGGGAUGCUGUGCAUCGUUUGGUGACAGCAGCAGACAAGAAGAGCCUGUGCCGCGAUCUCGCGGU